AUCUUAUCUUCCUCUUCCAGUAAGAGCAGCACCUGUUGGCAGGGGUGAGUCGGUGUUUGCGCAUGUUCGGGCAGAAGAGCGUAAAAAUGCCACUUUGUAGCCCGGCAACAUGACUCGGAUAAAGCCAUUGCUGGCUGUAUAAAGAGGGGCGGUCGCAGACUGGGAUUAUUAGGCUUAAUUUUUUGUCCAGAAUUCAAACAUUUUCACCAUGAAGUUCUGUCCGUCUACAGUGGCGCUGCUGAGUGCCUGGCCGGUCUCGAGUGCUUCUGGCAUUCCCGAGUCGUGUUGCGCCUCUCUCCAAGCUUCACCUCUCCAUACCAACCUCUUCUAUCCCAACUCCCUCGCCUACAACCAAUCCGUCUCCUCCUACUUUUCCGUCAACGCCCAGCUCGACCCAACCUGCAUCGUCCAGCCACACACUGCUGAACAAGUCUCUCUCGCCGUGUCAACGCUCUCCAGAAACGGGUCUUCGCCAUGCAAAUUCGCCGUGCGCAGUGGUGGCCACACUAUCUGGGCUGGGGCUGCGAACAUCGAACCCGGUGUGACGAUUGAUCUGUCGAUGAUGAACAGUACGACUUAUCACAAGGAUACUCAGACCGCGUCGAUUCUGCCCGGAUCGAGAUGGCAGGCUGUGUACAAGACACUGGGCAAGUAUAACCGGACAGUCGCAGGCGGUCGUGGUGGAACUGUCGGUGUGGGUGGAUUCUUGAUUGGAGGCGGAAACACCUUCCACACAGCCCGCGUCGGCUUCGCCUGCGACAACGUCCUCAACUACCAAAUCGUCCUCGGCAACGGCACCAUCGCCAACGCCAACAAACACUCCAACGCCGACCUCUACAAAGCCCUCAAAGGCGGCACCAUCAACUUCGGCAUCGUCACCCGCUACGACAUGGCCACGAUCGAAGGCGAUCUUCUCUGGGGCGGUGUCGUCACCUACGACAACUCUACCACAUCACAGCAGAUUCCCGCCAUCUCCAACUUUAUCGAUAACAUCCACAAUGACCCGUAUGCGUCGUAUAUUGGCAUGUGGGGGUAUAGCUCUGCGACGGGGCAGAAUGCCAUCACGAAUGCGUAUGAGUAUACGAAGCCCGUUGCGCGGGCUCCCGCGUUUGACGAGUUUCUGGCGAUUAAGAAUACAUCCGACACGAUGCAUUUCGGGUCGAUGUAUAACUUGACUGUGGAUUUGGUGCAGGCGAGUGGGACUCGAAAUGUCUUCCUGACAAGCACAUACUUCAACAACCCCAAGGUCAUGGAAAAGGCCGUCGACAUCCACAACGACCUCAUCGAGGAAGCCAAGAAACAGGUGCAAAGCAAGUCCUGGAGUAUGGUUACGAUGGUGCAGCCCUGGCCGACUCUUUUCGCCGAGCUUAGUGCGAAAAAGGGCGGGAAUGUCCUCGGUCUGGAGCGUUUCGACAGAAACAUGUUCCAAACCCUCUUCGACUACAGCUGGGACAAUGCCGCCGACGAUGCCCUCUUUAACCGUCUUGCUCAGUCCAUCACCGAACAGCUGAAUGGAUACGCCAAGGAAAUCGGUGAGGAUAACCCGUAUAUCUACCUCAACUAUGCGGAUAAAACGCAGAACCCAUUGCAAGGAUACGGCGAGGUGAACGUCAAGUACAUCGCCAACGUGGCGAAAAAGUAUGACCCUGCUGGUGUCUUCCAGCGCCAGGUUCCUGGAGGAUUCAAGGUGACUGAAGCUUAAGUAUAAUUAAUCCUGUAUACAUGUCGAAAGACGACUCUCUCUGCCAAAACAAAACAUAAAAACAUCCUCAAAUAAUAAAUUCAAAUAAUCAAAUCAAACCAAG
This is a messenger RNA of Aspergillus wentii DTO 134E9, 1805 nucleotides long. RefSeq names its product FAD-binding oxidoreductase. Bases 209 to 1702 code for a protein of 497 amino acids. The record is from RefSeq and is a predicted model, not a curated record. Lineage: Eukaryota; Fungi; Ascomycota; Eurotiomycetes; Eurotiales; Aspergillaceae. Gene Ontology annotation, molecular function: FAD binding. The transcript is spliced from 5 exons.